CUCAAUACCACUUCUUGCUAUCUAGACUACAAACAUGCAGCAUUGUGAUUUUGUUGACAUAAUAGAUUUUAUGUCUGAUAAAUUUGACAAAGUGCAGAUGGUGAGAAAUACACCUCCAUUGAUUUGGGUCAGGCCUGCAACGAGAAACAGAAUUGAUCACAGGAAACAAAGAAAGAGAGGAAGAAUUUUGUCAAGGUUGAGGCGUAACCGCCAUAGAAUGCAAGAUGGCAACCCUGUCGCUGAAGAUCAGCGUUGUUCAAAGCAAUGCCGUCAAAACAAUGCAAUUCGAACCAUCCACCAUAGUAUAUGAUGCUUGUCGUAUAAUUCGAGAACGUGUAGGAGAGGCAAAUCAAGGCAAUCCAUCUGAGUAUGGUUUGUUUUUAGCAGACGAAGAUCCUAAGAAGGGAGUAUGGCUAGAACAGGGAAGAAGUUUGGAGUAUUAUCUCCUCAGAAAUGGAGAUCUUUUGGAAUACAAAAAAAAGCACAGAAUAUUAAAGGUGCGAACGUUGGAUGGAGCUUUAAAAACUCUACAGGUAGAUGACAGUCAUACUGUUGGUGGAUUGAUGGUUACCAUCUGUACAAGAAUGGGUAUAACAAAUCAUGAAGAAUAUUCUCUAGUUAGAGAAUUAGCUGAGGAUGAGAAAGAGAAAACCCUCACAUUAAAACGAGAUAAGUCAAUAGCCAAAGAUCAAAAGAAACUGGAAGAAAUGAAGAAAAAAUUACACACAGAUGAUGAUAUGAAUUGGCUGGAUCAUUCUAAAACUCUUCGAGAACAAGGCAUAGAUCAAAAUGAAAUUCUGCUUCUCAGACGAAAAUUUUUCUUUUCUGACCAGAAUGUAGAUGCUCGAGAUCCUAUACAGUUGAAUUUACUGUAUGUACAGUCUCGAGAUGCUAUUCUAAAUGGUACACAUCCUGUUAGUUUGGAAGAGGCUAUUAAGUUUGGUGGAAUUCAGUGUCAAAUACAAUUUGGCGACCAUGUUGAUUCGAAACAUAAAUCAGGAUUUUUAGAUUUAAAAGAGUUUCUUCCUAAAGAAUAUCUGAAAGUAAAAGGAGCAGAGAAGAAAAUUUUUCAGGAACAUAAACAACAUGCAGGUUUAUCAGAAAUUGAAGGAAAAGUAAAAUAUACACACCAAUGUCGUUCGCUAAAAACAUAUGGUAUCACUUUCUUCCUUGUAAAGGAAAAAUUAAAAGGAAAAAAUAAGUUAGUUCCUCGUUUAUUGGGUAUAACUAAAGAAAGUGUUGUUCGUGUUGAUGAAAAAACCAAAGAGAUCAUGAAAACUUGGCCGUUAACUACAGUAAGAAGAUGGGCUGCCUCUCCUAAUAGUUUUACUCUGGAUUUUGGUGAUUAUUCUGAUACAUAUUAUUCUGUACAAACAACAGAAGGUGAACAAAUCUCUCAACUUAUUGCUGGUUAUAUUGAUAUUAUUCUAGGCAAGAAAAAAGCUAAAGAUCAUCUGGGUAUAGAUGGUGAUGAUAAUUCUAUGAUGUUAGAAGAUAAUGUUGCACCAGCCAAGGCGACAAUUAUUCAACAUAAUACAAGUAAAGUUAGCCAUGCUAGUUCUGGUAAUGUAGCUAUACCAGCUGUUAUACGUGAUGGUGGACAAGGUGAAUCACAGUAUGGUACCGGUUCAAUGCAGUCAGCCAUGUAUACACAGGUUACAAACCAAUCUAUCAGUGGACAUUCUGCUGCUCACAGUGAAAAGAGCCGUGAAGAAGUUGGUUUAAAUAAAGCUCAGAGAGCGUUAUUAUUGACAAUAGAAGAAGGUUUGUCGUCUGUUAAUGCUGCGCAGAGUCAACUUGAACAUAAAGCAGAUUUACCUACUCUUGGUUCUGAUCCAGCAUCAAAGAAAUGGAGAGAAGAUGCGCUAGAUGUGUCAAGACAGAAAGUAGGAAGUCAGCUGUCUGCCAUGAACGCUGCUACAGCACAAUUAGUUACAUUAACAUCGGGUAAUCAAGAUGAAAUAGAUUAUACUGCCGUCGGUUCAGCUGUCAAUCAAAUUUCAUCUAAUCUGGGAGAGUUUAGUGGAGAUGUAAAGAUGUUGGCUGCACUACAAGAUGACUCUAAUAGUGGUAAUAAGUUAAUGGAUGCUGCUAGACGUUUAGCUGGUGCCUUCAGUAAUCUCUUACAAGCUGCACAACCCGGUUCAUCAGAGCCCCGAUUACAAUUAUUAUCAGCCGCAGGUAAAAUUGGUGAAGCCAGUCAAGAAGUUAUGGAUAAUGUUGGCGAAACAACUGAAGAUAUGGACAAAGCCUAUCAGGAUACACUACUAUCUCUAGCUAAAGCUGUCGCUAAUGCUACAGCAGCUCUAGUUCUAAAAGCUAAAACAGUGGCUAAUAAAACUGAAGAUCAGGGAUUACAGAAUAAGGUUAUCAGUUCUGCUACACAAUGUGCUUUAGCAACCUCACAACUUGUGGCUUGUACUAAGGUUGUAGCACCAACAAUAGGUCAUCCAGCUUGUCAAGAACAACUUAUAGAAGCAGCUAAACUUGUGGCUAAAUCUGUAGAAGGUAUUGUUGAAGCUGCCCAGGGGGCUUGUAGAGAUGAUUAUGUAUUACAAGAUCUAGGUGGAGCGGCUACACUUGUUACCAAGGCUCUUAAUGAUUUAUUACAACAUAUCAAAAAGGCUGCUGGUCCAACAAAGGCAGCAGAAAUACAUGAAGAAGCUGUUGAUCAGAUUAUUACAACCACAGAUAGAUUAUUUAGUAGUGUCGGUGAUGCUCAUGAGAUGGUAAAAAAUGCUCGACAACUAGCACAGGCUACAUCCCAACUCGUCACAGCUAUACGUAGUCAAGCUGAAUCACAUCCAGAUACAGAUGUACAAAAACGUCUAUUGGCUGCUGCUAAACAACUAGCUGAUGCUACAGCUAAUCUAGUCGAGGCUGCUAAGGGUUGUGCCACUAGCCCCAAUGAUUCUAAUCAGCAGAUGAUGUUACGUUCUGCUGCAGAAGAACUGAGAUCAGCGACCAAUUCAGCUGCUAGUAACGCCUUGAAGAAAAAACUUGUCAAGAGAUUAGAGAAUGCUGCAAAACAAGCAGUAUCAGCUUCAACACAACUCAUUAAUUCUUCUAAACAAGCUAAUAAAUCCAACCAUAAUACAGCCUCACAACAACAAUUGUCUGCACAAUGUCAGGUGGUUGAUGAAGAGAUACCUAACUUAGUACAGGGUAUUAGAGCUGCACAGAGACAUUAUGAUAGUGCAUCAGCACAACUUGGUCUUAUUAACGCUAGUCAGGAAUUUAUUCAGCCAUGUAGUAGAUUGAUGGCCCAGGCUAAUUCUGCUGCUCCUACUGUAGCUGACCAGUCUUCAGUUCUAACUCUAAAUAAUAAUAUAAAAGCCAUGGCUACAGCUCUAGCCGAACUUAGAUCAGCUGCUGCCAAGGCCCAGGAAGCUUGUCAUUCACUAGAAGUUGAUAGUGCUUUAGAUCAACUAAGAGCUUUAGAUAGAGAAUUAGAUGGUGUACAAAGAUCAGCUGAAACUGGUAAUUUGUUACCUUUACCAGGAGAAACGGCAGAGACAGCAGCUUUACAACUUGGUGCUACAUCUAAAACAGUUGCUUCUUCUAUGUCACAAUUACUGACGGCAGCUGCACAGGGUAAUGAAGAUUAUGUAGGAAUAGCUAGUAGAGAUACAGCUAAUGCCUUAAAGAUAUUAACAUCAGCUGUUCGGGGUGUUGCUGCUACUACUAAAGAUGAACAAAUUCAACAUAAUAUUGUUGGUAGUGCUCAUGAUGUUAUGGAUAAAUCCAUAAGAUUAUUAGAAGAAGCCAAAUGUGCUCUCCAAAACCCUUCUAAUCCUGAAAACAGUCAACGCUUAACACAGGUGGCUAAAUCUGUAGCUAAUGCUUUAUCUAACUGUAUAAACUGUUUACCUGGACAAAGAGAUGUAGAUAAUGCUAUACAACAAAUAACAGUUUCCAGUCAGAUGUUAGCUAAUCCAUCCUUCCCUAAUACAAAUAAAAACUACAACGAAGUACAGUCUGAUAUGAAUAAUGCCGCCGUUAAUUUAAAUCAAGCUGCUAGUGAUAUAGUUACAGCUUCUAGAGGUGCUACAAGUCAGUUAGCUUCGUCAUCUAAUCGUUAUGGACAGUGUUAUCAAGAGUUUGUGCACAAUGGUUUAACUAUGGCCGGAUUAACCAAAGAUUAUGAAACUCAGAAUCAGAUUGUAGGAGGAUUAAAGAGUGUAUCUAUGGUAUCUAGUAAAUUAUUACUAGCCGCUAAAUCUGUAUCUGCAGAUCCCAAUGCACCAAAUGCUAAAAAUCUCUUGGCGCAAGCUGCAAGAGCUGUGACUGAGAGUAUUAACCAUCUGAUUAAUAUCUGCACUGUGUCUGCUCCUGGUCAAAAAGAAUGUGAUAAUGCCCUGCGACAAAUACAGAUGAUGAGAAAUGUUUUAGAUAAUCCUAAUGAACCUGUGAGUGAUAUGACAUAUUUCGAUUGUUUAGAUAGUGUGAUGGAGAAGUCCAAGCAAACUCAGGCUGAUGGUCAUUUAAAGGCAUUAGGUGAUGCUAUGACAGGAAUCUCUAAUCAUGCUAAAAGAAAUGAUAUUGAUGAUUUCUGUGAUUCAGUUCGUAACUUUGCCAAUUCUAUUUGCGGUCUAACAGAAUCAUCUGCUCAGGCAGCCUAUUUAGUAGGAAUCGCUGAUCCAGCUUCUGAACCUGGUCGACCGGGUAUAGUAGAUCAGUCACAGUUUGCCCGUGCUAAUCAAGCAAUACAGAUGGCUUGUCAGAACCUCACAAAUCCAGCCAGCUCUCAACAACAGGUGAAUGCCCAAGCCCAGUAUUACGAAUCCUGGACCAUACGGUCAAUGGUUCUGUCUGCUGCUACUGUUGUGGCCAAACACACGUCUGCCUUAUGUAAUGCCUGUCGUGUUGCAUCCUCCAAAACCGCUAACCCUGUUGCCAAGCGACAUUUUGUACAGAGUGCUAAGGAUGUUGCUAACAGUACAGCUAUGCUAGUCAAAGCAAUAAAAGCACUGGACCAAGACUUUACUGACCAAAAUAGACAGAAGUGUGCUGAAGCUGCUCGUCCUUUAGUUGAUGCUGUGGAAGAACUAACUACAUUUGCUUCAUCACCAGAAUUUGCUAGUAAACCAGCUAAAAUCAGUCCUAAGGCUCGACAAGCUCAAGAACCAAUCACUUCUGCUGGUAAAUCCAUGAUUGAUGGUGCAUGUAAUAUGUUACAAGCCGCUAAACAAUUAGCUGUUAAUCCAAGAGACCCGCCAACAUAUCAGAUGUAUUCCAAUCAUUCAAAGAGUGUGUCUGAUUCUAUCAAACAAUUAGUUUCUUCCAUCAAAGGUUCAGCACCUGGUCAGAAUGAAUGUGAUGAAGGUAUUGAGAAGAUUAAUAGAGUUAUCCGACAGUUAGAUCAAGCUUCUUUAGCCGCCAUCAGUCAGAAUUUACACCCACAGAGCGAAAAAUCACUUGCGGCCUUCCAAGAACAGAUGAUAAACAGUGCUAGAGAAAUAUUAGAAAAGAUUGACUUUGUACGUAAUGCUGCUAAAAGAGAACCUGAAAAUUUGGGUCAUUUGAUAACCACAAUUACAUCAUAUUUUGAACCAUUAUCGUAUAGUGCUAUAGGUACAGCAUCUAGGAACAAUAACUCUAAACAACAAAUGAAUAUAUUAGAUCAAACUAAAACAGUCGCAGAAUCAGCUUUGCAAUUUGUUUAUGCAGCUAAAGAAGGUGCUGGAAAUCCCAAGUCAUCUCAUGCACAUCAACCUAUUGAUAAUGCAGCUGAUGAUAUGAAAGAUGUUUUAAUAGAUUUAUUACAAACAAUGGAAGAAGCUGCAUCACAGACAGGUGUUGUUUCCAGUAUGAUUGACAGUAUAUCCAAAUCUAUUACAAAGAUUGAUGAAAGAAUAGCUGUAGGAGAGAAAGCAUCAUUUGUAGAUUAUCAAACAGAUAUGGUUAGACUAGCUAAACAAAUAGCUAGAACAGCACAAGAUAUGACUGGAAAAUCUACAACUAAUGUGAGCGAUCUAGGUCAAUUGGCCAAUCAGAUGACACGAGACUAUAGUCAGUUGGUCAGUAAUUCUAGGGGUGCUGUAUCUUCUACAACCAAUGUUGAUGUUUCUCACCGUAUUCAAUCAACAGUACAAGAUUUAGGUAAAUCUAUGAUUGAGAUUGUACAAGAUGCUGGUAAUUUACAGAUGAAUCCAACAGAUGAAUAUGCUAGAAGAGAUCUAUCAGAUCAUGCUAGAAGUAUAUCAGAAAAGGUGUCGUUUAUCUUAGCUGCUCUCCAGGCUGGAUCACGUGGUACACAAGCCUGUAUUAAUGCUGCUAGUACUGUUAGUGGUAUUAUAGGAGAUCUAGAUACAACUAUAAUGUUUGCUACAGCUGGUACAUUAAAUCCGGAAGGAGAUGAAUCAUUCGCAGAUCACAGAGAUAAUAUUCUAAAAACAGCCAAGGCUUUAGUUGAAGACACAAAAACACUUGUUGCUGGAGCAGCUUCUAAUCAGGAACAAUUAGCUUCUGCUGCUCAACAAGCUGUUAAAACUAUCACUAGAUUAGCAGAUGUGGUUAAAUUUGGUGCUGGUUCUCUUACUUCAGAACAACCAGAAGCACAGGUUCUAUUAAUUAAUGCUGUUAAAGAUGUUGCGUCUGCUCUCUCAGAUUUAAUCAGCGCUACUAAAAAUGCAUCUGGUAAAGAUGUACAAGAUCCAGCUAUGCAUCAUCUAAAAGAUUCAGCUAAGGUAAUGGUAACUAAUGUUACAUCGUUGUUAAAGACUGUUAAAACUGUGGAAGAUGAGGCUGUACGGGGUACUAGAGCUCUUGAAUCAACUAUUGAAGCCAUUAACCAAGAAAUUAAGGCUUAUGACACCACAGACACUAUUGGUAAGAAGGCAACUGCAGAAGAUCUGAUUCGUUACACCAAACCCAUUACAGCGGCUACAGCCAAGGCAGUGGCAGCAGCCAAUUCCAUGAAACAAGAGGACAUUAUAGCUGCAUCUAAUAUGGGGCGUAAAGCCAUUAUGGAUUUACUUCAUAAUUGUAAGGCUGCAGCUGCAAAUGCAGAAACAUCUGAAAUUCGACAGAGAGCUAUCAAUGCUGGUAGAAUGUGUGGUACAGCUUAUAGAGAAUUAUUAGAACAUGUUCACAUGGUUCUUUCAAAACCUUCACAAGAAGGUAGACAGACAUUAUCUUUGAUAUCGAGGAAAGUAGCUAAUGCUGUCACAGAAUUAAUGCAGUCAUCAGAAGCUAUUAAAGACUGCUUACCGCGACCAAGACGAGAUUCUAUUGAAAUUCGAUGGUCGUACAUACCAGGUCAGGAUUGGGUGGAUCCAGAUGACCCUACUGUUAUUGCUGAAAAUGAAUUACUUGGAGCAGCCAACUCCAUUGAAGCUGCUGCUAAGAAGUUAGCGGCACUGAAACCACGACAAGCAAUAAGACAAGCAGAUGAAAGUUUGAAUUUUGAAGAACAAAUUUUGGAUGCUGCUAAAUCUAUUGCUGCUGCAACUGCUGCCCUUGUUAAGUCGGCUUCUGCUGCACAAAGGGAAUUGGUUGCACAAGGAAAGGUUGGAUCAACGUUCCACAGACACACUUUAGAUGAAGAUGGACAAUGGUCACAAGGUUUAAUAUCUGCUGCCAAGAUGGUGGCUGCAGCAACACACAGUUUAUGUGAAGCGGCCAACUCGAUGGUUCAGGGUCAUGCAAGUGAAGAGAAAUUGAUAGCAUCUGCCAAGGAAGUGGCUGGUUCCACUGCCCAGUUACUCAUGGCUUGUAAAGUUAAAGCUGAUCCAGGUUCUGUUGCUAUGCAGCGUUUACAGGCUGCUGGCAAUGCUGUUAAGAGAGCUACAGAAGCAUUAGUUAGAUCGGCUCACCAAGCUAAAGAUUAUACUGAUGAAGAAGCCAGUGUUACUGUUAAUAAACGUAUGGUAGGCGGUAUCGCACAGGAAAUAAUGGCCCAGGAGGAAAUAAUAAGAAAAGAAAAAGAAUUGAUAGAUGCCCGAAAGAGAUUAGCCUAUCUACGUAAAGAAAAAUAUAAAGAUAGACCAGAAGAAUAUGAUUCAUCCUCGUCGUUUUAAAACCAUCAUCAUGUGUGCCUGUACUGCUUCUUUCAUGUCACGCUUAUUCCCUGUAGAUAUUGAUAGGUACUUCUAGAGCAAUAACAUUACCUAAUUAGUUCUUAAUUGAACACUAUAUCUGAAAACAGUUAUGGCAAACUACUCUGUAAUUUGUUGGACAAAAAUACAGUUGUAUGUCUGUUAUUCUUGACUUGGUUAGUUUUGACUGUAGAAUUUGUUCAGCUUUGAAAUUGUCUGUAUGGUGCUAUCUAAUCAUUGAGGCUGUUCUGUAUUGUAUGAUUUAACCGAACAAGAGUGAUAUUAUUAGCUAGUUUGUGUUUAUAGAACUACUAUAUCUCACUUUACAUACCCAGGCAUCAGUUUAAUUUAAAUCAUGUAGAAAGAAUGGUUGCCAAUAACAACUAGCAUAUAUCUUGUCUAUCUACCUACCUACCUACCUAUAUGUUAAAUUUGUAUGUGAGGACUUAUAUACAAUAUAAAGUCCUUCAUAUAAACCAAUUGUAUAUUAUAUUACGAUUUGUAUAGAAAUGAAUCAAAUAUUAUAAAUACUAUUUAGGGAUAUACCAUUUUUAUAACUUGAGAUAUAUGUUGAAGUGUAUUUAUGAAGUUUUUUUGUUACUGAUUUAGUUGGUAGUGUUAUAUUUUUGUUUCUUUCAGCUACAAAUCUGUUUUAAACAAUAUCUUUGAAUUCCCCAUCGUUUACAAAAUUUAAUCAGGGACUUGUAAUACUAAUUGCGAUGUGUUGGUCCUAAAAUUUGUCAGUGGUAAAAUUUGUUCAGAUCUGAUAUGAGGAAUAAAACCAUGCAUUUUUUAACAAAAAAAAAAGGUUUUCUAAUUAUUGGGGCCAUUUUGUUUAAAAAAUAAAUAUUUGGGAGCUUUUUUUGGUGCUUAUUUAAAAGAAAAAUUAUAUUUUAUGUCUAAUACUUCUUGACUACGUAAUAAUGUAGAGAUCAUGACGCAAUAUGACACCAUGAUGUUUUAUUGAGAUUAAAUCACAAAAUACAGUCAUCUACAUAUCGUCGUAUUAUUGAUUUGUUGGUAUUUAUAGUGGAGAACAAAAUGAUUAACUUUAAUUUUGUGUAUGUGUAUUAUGUCAUUUAGGGUGCUAUUUUUUUUAUUUAAUUUAAACUUUGUUAUGUAUUAAUAUUAUUCGAUAUUUUACUACAUAUAUCAGAUCUUUAACCCAUAAGAAAUACAUUUUAUUGCAAUACUCAGUUCAACAUAUCCAUAGUUUACUUAUCUGCUACCUCUUGUCAAGGUAUCUAAUCAUGAAGAGAUCGUGUUCUAUUUGUUUGGAUUCAUAUUUUAAAGCGCAAAUAUUAUUUCUUACAAAACUAGAGAGCAUUGUUUUAGACAACUCAAGUUUUAGAAGCUUUCUCAUCGGUGUAAGGUCUAUGGAAAAACUGGCUGCACCUUGCUUAAAGAAUAUACUACUGGUAUUUAUUAAAUUAAACAAGUAAGAAUAUGGACCAGGAAUCGAGUAUGAUGUCAUCACCACCAUCUUGGAAUUGUGAAUUAUCAUAUAUUGAUGUCCACAAAUCGAUAUGCGAGCAUGUUUCAUGUCACUAGUAUUUGAAUUGGCACAGUUUUGGGCUUUUUUCGAAGAGCGUCAACCCCAAAGAAGAACAUAAAGAUGAAAGUGCAUACGGACAAGUUCCUGGUCCAAAAAUGCUUUAGUAAGAAAUUUUUAGAAAGAUGCCAUCUGUUUUUUUUAUCACGUAUGACAUUUGAUAGAUGAUUAGUUUGUUGAAUGUAGUAAUUAUUAGGCUACCAUUAGUGCCAUUAUAUGUAGAGUGAAGCAGUGCUAUUUUUUAUGUUUCAAUGAAUUCUUUUUGAUUUUGAUAAUUGAAUAGCUUGUUUUAAAGAAAAUAAUAGAUCACUGUUUUGAUAAUGUAUAUAAUAGAUAAUGCUGGCAUUUCUCUUCUACACAACACAGUUGAACUUGGUUCCAUUUACAACACAGAAUGUACAAAGCAUGAAAUAUUAUAUUGCAUAUCAUUGUAUCUUUUAUGUAGCAGAUUUUGUCUUUGUAAAAUAAAUGCAUACUACAUUUA
This is a messenger RNA of Patella vulgata (common limpet), 10075 nucleotides long. RefSeq names its product talin-2-like. Bases 225 to 8021 code for a protein of 2598 amino acids. NCBI's taxonomy places the organism in Eukaryota, Metazoa, Mollusca, Gastropoda, Patellidae. The transcript has 63 exons. Gene Ontology annotation, biological process: cell-cell adhesion. The record is from RefSeq and is a predicted model, not a curated record. Gene Ontology annotation, molecular function: integrin binding; structural constituent of cytoskeleton; actin filament binding. Gene Ontology annotation, cellular component: focal adhesion; ruffle; plasma membrane.